Paramecium pentaurelia is the source of this 574-nucleotide messenger RNA. The record is from the annotation of a GenBank genome assembly. NCBI's taxonomy places the organism in Eukaryota, Ciliophora, Oligohymenophorea, Peniculida, Parameciidae.
AUGUAGACCACUUGUAAUAGUAGGCCCUAUGUUCAAGAUUAUGGAGUUGAGGUUUAGGGAAAAGCUGGUGACUUAUAUGGAAGGAGGUAUAUUGAAAAAUUAGACUGGAUUCUUCAGAGGACUUGGCACACAACGGAAGAUUUAUGUGAUCAUGGAAUGGAUCAAAAGAAGAAUGGUUUCAAUGCUAUGAUUUUUAUAGACUUUUCGAGUUCUUAUAACACAGUGAAUAUGGAGAGAUUAUAUUAAGUCAUGAAACUUUGUCGUUUAUUGAAGGGGAAUAAAUAGAUUUUUCUUUAAGCGCGAACUUGUAUACAUUAAUCCGUAUAACUUAGAAAAAAGGUGUAUUUUAAACUUGGACUUAAAUAAGGGUCAUGAAUCUCACCACUUUCGUUCAAAAUUUAUUGAUUGCUUUCUGAUAGAAGUAAAACACAUAACAGAUAAUGAGAUAGAUAUCUUGGCUUAUGCAGAUUAAUGUUUUUUACACAAAAAUAUCAAAACAUCAAUGUCCCUAUUUACUAAAUAUGCUUAAUAAAAGUAAGGGUAGAGACUAUUAUUUAAUAAAAGUGAAAUCUGA